Closterium sp. Yama58-4 is the source of this 1497-nucleotide messenger RNA. The record is from the annotation of a GenBank genome assembly. NCBI's taxonomy places the organism in Eukaryota, Viridiplantae, Streptophyta, Zygnematophyceae, Desmidiales, Closteriaceae.
AUGAGGCGCGCGGGGGGGAUGAGGCGCGCGGGGGGGAUGAGGCGCGCGGGGGGGAUGAGGCGCGCCGGGGGGAUGAGGCGCGCGGGGGGGAUGCGGCGCGCGGAGGGGAUGAGGCGCGCGGGGGACUUUUACUUCACGGGGCAAGCGAAGUGUCUCGCUGAUGGGUGCCCGGCCGUGGUGAGGCGGGAGGAGGGAAGGAGCGGCUGCGGCAGUUGCCCGCAUGGGUGCAUGGGGGAAGGAAUGCCAUCGCUCGUCUCCCAUUGCUGCCCCUUCGCUGUUCCCCCCGGCGCCUUCAUCAUCCCUCGUGCCCUCUCGUCCCACCUUUCAUCCUCACCUGCCCCCCCUUCCACUGCUUCUCGUGCCUGCCCUGCCCGUGCCCAUGCCUCCAGGGCCGUGGGGCGAGUGGACUACUGUGAGACGCGCCGCCCCCUCGCACCCGCCACGCCCGCCAAGCUGCCCGCCCCCGCCCCUGCUGUGGGUGCGCUCGGCGCACAGCACGGCGGGCGCGGAGGGGGCGGCAGCGAGCAGGGCGGGAGUGCGGUGGUGUGGGUGCCGCGGUGCUUCUUCCCCGGUGGGGGCUCGGCCGUCCAGCAGCAGUGGCGGCCGCAAGAGCGGGGAGAGGCGGGUGGAGACGGCGAGACAGGUGCAGGGAAGGGGCGAGUGCAGCAGCACGAGUGGGAGGAGAGCGGUUGGGGGGGAGGGGUGGAGAGGCGGGCAGCAGACGGCAGUGGGAGGGGCUGGGAGGGGCGGGCACGCAGUGGGGGGCUGGCGUGGGUUCCCAGGCCGUUCCUUGGAGGGGCGGGCGUGGUGGAGGUGGCAGUGCGGCACGGCACGGUGCAGCACGGUGCGUGGGGGCCGAUUGAAGGGCGCACAGCUGUGCAGAGGCAGGUGCGCGUGGUGCUCCAGAGGCAUGGGCGUGGGCGUGGGUGCAGUGAGGCAGGGGGCGAGGAGGAUGGAGGCGGCGAGGCCAGCAGCGGCGCAUGCAGGCAGGCAGGCAGCAGCAAAGGAGGGGGGGGACAGUGCAGCAAUGAGAGGGAGAGGGAGAGGGAGAGCGAGGGGCACAGGUGUGCGGUGGUGUGGGCGGCGCGACCGUUCCUCUCUGCCGGUGGCGCGCGCGUGUUGGCCUGGCAGGCUGUGGACGCCGUGCCGUGCAGCGAGGGGGGUCGCGCAGAGGAGAGAGGGGGAGAAAUGCGUGAAGGGCUGGACCAGAAUGAUAGGAAGAGCAGAGAUGAGCAUGGGGCAAAGGGGAACCAACCCACACGUGGCGCUACUGCCACCAGUGCAGGUGAGAGUGCUGCCACCAGUGCAGGUGAGAGUGCUGCCACCAGUGCAGGUGAGAGUGCUGCCACCAGUGCAGGUGAGAGUGCAUUGCGUGGAAAGCAGGAGCAAGCUAGGCAUGAUAUUGUACAGCUUGCGGCUGAACCCGGCCGCACUGCUCAUCGCAACAACGGGUGGGCUCACAUGGACGGGCAGACAUCAAGAGGUGCGAUCAGAUGA